Messenger RNA from Magallana angulata, 1876 nucleotides. RefSeq lists its product as uncharacterized. NCBI's taxonomy places the organism in Eukaryota, Metazoa, Mollusca, Bivalvia, Ostreida, Ostreidae. The record is from RefSeq and is a predicted model, not a curated record. Gene Ontology annotation, biological process: cell surface receptor signaling pathway; G protein-coupled receptor signaling pathway. Gene Ontology annotation, molecular function: G protein-coupled receptor activity. Gene Ontology annotation, cellular component: membrane.
AUGGCGUUCACUGAGGAUAUCUGGAAAGAGUUAUUUGAAAUGACGACCGGAUCAGACCAACUUCCUGAUGACUACGACAAUAUAGAAGACGGGAAUGAGAGAAGUAGAAAGGAUGAAGAUGAACGAAUUACCAAUAAGAGUGUCACUAUUUCUACGUGUAUGGACGCUGGAAAUUUGUCUUUGCUCGAAAAACGUGACAAUCAGUGCAGAAAUUUGACCUGUUAUCCGGGAAAGUAUCUCCGUAAUGGAACAUGUCAAGCACUCCUCACAGUAACAAAAAACUUGGGAUAUUUUCUGACAACAGACUUCCAAGGAAAUGUUUCUUAUCUGUUACCUGUACACGAUCUGUUAGUUAUUAUAUCAGAGGAAAUCAAACAAGCAAUACUGUCUAAGCUUCAGAUAGAUUCAGAUUCGAUAGAAUAUUUGUUUGUUCAAAUAGACCAACCUUGCUUUAAGAGGAAUCAAAUCUUAUCUUCCCCCCAGUUUUCAGGGAGCAUUGCAAUAGGCAUUUUUAUCAAACACGCUGUAAAGAGAGUUGAUAUUGAAAUGCUAUUAAUCGCUAUUACAAACAAGAUGGCGAUAUCGAGAAAUGAAACUUUUAAUCUUCACUUUUCGUUCAAUAUGAAUAAAAAUCGAUUACCUUAUAACCCAUUUAAGAUAUAUCUCACUGAAUAUUUUUCUCGAUGUACUUUACCAGAAUUUGUGAAAUAUCAGGUAGUACAAAAAAGGCAGAAAUAUAAAACUGUUCGAAUAUCCAAACUGUUAACUUGCGUUCAAGUUGCACUUGAAUUUGGCGAAUAUCGUGUAGAUAAACAAUCGAGAACAUUAUUGGUAAUUGGGGAAAAUAAACUCUACAAUUAUGAGUUGUUUGAAAUUUUAUCCGAUGGAUCAGCAAGGAUUUGCACUGAAGACUACAAUGUUGGAUCUUACAUAGGCGCAUUUUCUUCAGAUAAACAAAACCAAAAUGCCCUUCUUUCAAAAAUUACGCUUAUCUUAAACGUUACUUCCAUUCUGUGUUUAUUGAUUUCAUUUCUGAUUUAUGUUUUUAAAAAAGAUUUGAGAACAAUACCCGGAAAAAUAAAUAUGAUACUGAUAGUCUCGCUGAUUCUAACUCUUAUAAUUUUUCAGUUAAGUAAAUUUGGUUCAUCAUCUAAUGUGGUAUGUGUUGGAAUUGGUAUAGCUCUACAUUAUUUUUGGUUGGUAUCAUUUUUAACCAUGACGGUGAGUUCGUUUCAUAUGUACAGAAUUUUUAAAUUUUCAAACAUAAAUACAAGCGUUGGUUUAAAUGAUAUUCUUAGAGUAUAUAUAGCUUUUAUCACUUUUUUUCCAUGCGUGGUAGUAGUUUUAAACAUUAUAAUAUCAUGGCAGGUUUCUGGCAAUGGUAUUAUUGGGUAUGGAAAUAGGGUGUGCUUUAUCGACAAUCCUUAUUCACGAUUAGCCUCAUUCAUUAUACCUGUUGGUAUUAUGUGUCUGUCUAGUCUAUUUUUCUUUGUUAGAACCAUUAUUUCCAUAAAACGUGUCCCCAAAGUUCCAGGAUACCAAUCUGUUAGGAAUGAAUUCGGAAUAUUUUGUCGUUUAUUCACAAUAACCGGGAUAACCUGGUCUCUUCAGAUUAUCGACGGUUUCCUCCCUUUCACAACGUUCUCCUAUAUCUCAUCAAUAAUCAACAGUUUGCAGGGAACAACGAUAUUUAUAGCUUUCUUAAACAAAUGAAUCAUGAAUUUUAAAUGCACAGUCCAAAAAGAUUCGUACAACACUAAAGAAGCUAAAAGAGAGUCAACAGAGGAAUCUAAUACAAUUGAUACAAAAUUAUGAUAUAUUAAUUUUUUUUGCUUUCUUUGUGUAAGCUUAUAAAUGGUUCUCAAUGUAUACAAGA